Messenger RNA from Etheostoma spectabile (orangethroat darter), 2034 nucleotides. RefSeq names its product 3-hydroxyacyl-CoA dehydratase 1 (gene hacd1). Gene Ontology annotation, molecular function: 3-hydroxyacyl-CoA dehydratase activity. The coding region runs from base 125 to 853 and encodes 242 amino acids. Gene Ontology annotation, biological process: fatty acid elongation; very long-chain fatty acid biosynthetic process; sphingolipid biosynthetic process. Lineage: Eukaryota; Metazoa; Chordata; Actinopteri; Perciformes; Percidae. The record is from RefSeq and is a predicted model, not a curated record. The transcript has 7 exons. Gene Ontology annotation, cellular component: endoplasmic reticulum membrane.
GCCACGCACUUGUUGCACUAGUCCCGCGAGAUAGGGGAGCAGGAUGGAUGACCACCCUGCUCCCCUCCCUACCAGCCCCAGCUGUCAGCCCCCUUGCUGACUCCCCCACCCUGCCCCCGGUACCAUGGCGUACAGCGAGGAGGACGGCACGGUUGAGGAGAAGGAAAACAACAACAAGAAGAAAACGAAAAGUGCCCUCGCGACCGCAUGGCUCACUUUCUACAACAUCGCCAUGACCGCCGGGUGGCUGGUUCUGGCCAUGGCAAUGAUGCGCUUCUACAUCCAGAAAGGCACACGAAAGGGUUUGUACAGAAGUAUAGCAAGGACACUCAAGUUUUUCCAGACCUUUGCAUUAGUUGAGGUGGGACAUUGUGCCAUCGGGAUUGUGAGGACUUCUGUGAUUGUAACCGGGGUGCAAGUGUGUUCACGGAUUUUCAUGGUUUGGUUCAUCACCAACAGCAUCAGACAGAUCCAGAAUGAAGAAAGCGUAAUCCUAUUCCUGGUUGUGUGGACGAUCACAGAGAUUACCAGAUAUUCCUACUACACAUUCAACCUGCUCCACCACCUGCCAUACUUCAUCAAAUGGGCCAGAUACAACCUCUUCAUCGUCUUGUAUCCCCUGGGAGUUGCCGGAGAACUGCUGACCAUUUAUGCUGCUCUGCCGUUUGUACGCAGAUCUGGAAUGUACUCCAUGAGGCUCCCCAACAAGUAUAACGUGUCAUUCGACUACUACUACUGCCUAAUCAUCGCCAUGUUGUCCUACAUCCCACUGUUUCCUCAGCUCUACUUCCACAUGCUGCGGCAGAGGAGAAGGGUGCUUCAUGGGGAGGUCAUAGUGGAGAAGGACGACUAGACCAGCCACCACCUCAUGCCUUGGUUUGAGCCAGCCUGCCUCCACCAUCACCCUCACCUCCCCCACUUCAUCUCCACCUCCUCUUUAGCACCAUCGGCUGUUACGGUCUUCAUUGUAUGGGACGGGAAGAGACGCACAGAUGACAACCUGUCCAACAAGAGCAAAAACAAUCAGGAAGAAAGGAGUUUACCAGGACUGAGCAAUAAUAACUGAUCCUAAGUUUACAGGAUUAAUUCCUGUUUGAAUGGUAAUAUUGGACACAUGUUUACAGUCCCAGUGUUGCUGCCUUGAAGUUAUGUUGUCUCAGCACACAGUCCUCACUCACCAGCCUUACUGCACCUCACUGAAAAAAAUGAGCCACAGCAGAGUCAUAACACCUGUGUGAAGGAUAAACAAGAGACUUCCAAGGAAAUGUGAAAUGAAACAUGGGAGGAAGAUUGUAAAUUGUGUCCCGUGAGUUGUCCAAACUUCAUCCCACCACCAACCCAAUUGGCAGUAUUAAUUUUUAAGUGUAUUCCACCAAAAUAACUUUAUACAGAAGAAGCGUGGCUGUACAAAACAAGGUUUAAAAAGAGAAAAUAUUCAUAGUUCUAUCAUACCUCAACAAUAAAUCUACAUUUAGACAAUAUGCUGCUUCUUUUGUGUAUGUUUGUAAAUGAUGCAAUGUGAAAUGAGCGGUUAUUAGCAUAUUUCUUAAUUUAUUCACAUAAUGGAUCACUUAGAGCGCAGCUCAAACUUAACAUUUUCUCUGCUUGGCUCCUGCAUUCUUCUAUGUUGCUUUGAUGUUUACUUUGUCAAAUGUUAAUUUACAAGAGAGCAUCUUAAACAGAUUUGAGUCUUCAAAGAUUAGCAGCUUUUUCUAGACUGCUGUAGGUGAGACUAAAAUUUAGGUUUUUGUGAGCACUCGCAGUCUUCAGUCGCUGUUGUUUGUUUUUUAACAUAAAGAAUCUCAUGUCCGUGUUAAACGAAAGGUAGUUAGAUUCCCUCCAGCUAAAGGUGCUAUUGUAAGAUCAUUUCAGUCUUCUGUGCAGCUGAAGGAUUGACUGUGAUUGAGUAAGAAAACAGGAUGUGAAAUUAUUGAGAGGAAAUGUUGCAUAGCCCAUGGUUAUCUGAGAAAGUCAACAUCUUUGCUUAUAAUCUGGGUUAGAGAGGAGAGAAACAAUUAAAGUAAAUGUCACAAA